Messenger RNA from Aphanomyces invadans, 465 nucleotides. RefSeq lists its product as hypothetical. The record is from RefSeq and is a predicted model, not a curated record. Lineage: Eukaryota; Oomycota; Saprolegniomycetes; Saprolegniales; Verrucalvaceae. The coding region runs from base 1 to 465 and encodes 154 amino acids. The transcript has a single exon.
AUGGCCUUUUACCAAGAAACUCGCUUCCCCAACGUGUACAUUCUCAAGCCGCCGCCGCACGCCUCUGGCGAGAAGUCACCAACGCCGCUGGCCAUUGGUUCUGUCGAUCACCUUGCUUUUCCACGAGCUCCUGGUGUCGCCGCUACAAUUCAUCCAACAAGCUCGCUUCGUGAUCUCAAGGUUGUAGAAGAUUAUACCGCUCCCUUGUUCAAUCAUCGGUAUCUGCUGGUCCGUGGCCAGCUAGCAGACAGAGUGGUCUUUUUGCACAACAUUUACGCGCCAGCCGAAGCGUCAGAGCGGCAGGCGUUCUUUGACGCAUUGCCGCGCGACUUUGACGCCGAUGAUCUUCAUCUCGUUGGCGGCGACUUCAACAUUACGCUAGACGAUGACCUGGAUGCACUUGCACCCUCACCCGGCAAGCGUAGAGGCAGGCACGAGCUCGGCCGUUGGCUGACUGCAUUAUGA